AUGGCUUCUUACAAGAUGUUGCCACUCCUGGCGGCUUCGACUGUACUGGCUGUCAACUAUCCCACGAUCCCCUCAGACCGGACGACUCCAGUCCAACAACGACUCGCCAUCAACGCUCCGAAUGCGAUGUCAAUCGGCUGGAACACUUACGAAAAGCUCAACGGAAGUUACUGCGUCCAGUAUGGAACUUCCAGCACAAGUCUCACUUCACAAGCCUGCUCGGACAGCUCGACAACCUAUGCAACAUCUCGUACAUACGGCAACGAAGUGACAAUGACCGGACUUCAGCCGGCCACGACAUACUACUACAAGAUCCCGUCCACCAACUCAAGUGUGGAGCACUUCCUCAGUCCUCGUACUGCUGGUGACAAAACAGCCUUCAACAUGGAUGUUGUGAUCGAUCUAGGCAUCUAUGGAGCUGACGGUUACACUACUACGAAGAGAGACACGAUCCCGCAAAUUCAGCCCGAGCUCAACCAUACCACGAUUGGAGCACUUGCCAGGACUGUCGAUGACUACGAGUUUGUGAUACAUCCAGGCGACUUUGCGUACGCAGACGAUUGGUACGAGAAGCCACAUAACCUUCUCGACGGCAAAGAUGCAUAUCAAGCCAUUCUCGAAGGCUUCUACGACCAACUCGCCCCGAUUGCUGCCCGAAAGGGGUACAUGGCGUCUCCUGGAAACCACGAGGCUGAUUGCCAGGAGAUCCCGUACACAAGUGGACUGUGCCCCGAGGGACAGAAGAAUUUCACCGAUUUUAUGAUGCGAUUUGGUAGGACCAUGCCCACGGCCUUUGCUUCCUCAUCUUCCAACACCACCGCGCAAUCGAGCGCGACGAAAGCACAGCAGCUUGCACUCCCGCCUUUCUGGUACAGCUUCGAAUACGGUCAGGCCCAUAUUGUCAUGUUCGACACCGAGACAGACUUUCCGGAUGCACCAGAUGGGCCAGGGGGCAGCGCACACUUGAACGGCGGCCCCUUCGGCAAGCCAAACCAGCAAAUCGACUUCCUCAACGCGGACCUAGCAAGUGUUGACCGCAGCGUCACACCAUGGCUUAUUGGUGCUGGUCACAGGCCAUGGUACAGCACUGGAGGUGGCGGUUGCGAUCCUUGCCAGACAGCCUUCGAGUCCAUCUUUUACAAAUACGGCGUCGACCUUGCAAUCUUCGGCCAUGUGCACAACUCGCAGCGCUUCUUGCCCAUCUACAACGGCACGGCUGACCCCGCGGGCAUGCAAGACCCCAAGGCGCCGAUGUACAUUGUUGCAGGCGGUACUGGAAACAUCGAGGGCUUGUCAGCGGUCGGCGACAACGCGACAGCGAAUGCUUUUGCCUAUGCGGAUGAUUUCAGCUAUGCCACAGUCAAGUUCAUCGAUGCAAAUCACCUGGGGGUUGACUUCAUGCAGUCGAGCACCGGAAACGUAUUGGACAGCAGCGUGCUUUUCAAGUCGCACAACACUUCCUUCGUGGUGCAGACAUCAUGA
This is a messenger RNA of Zasmidium cellare ATCC 36951, 1482 nucleotides long. RefSeq lists its product as uncharacterized. NCBI's taxonomy places the organism in Eukaryota, Fungi, Ascomycota, Dothideomycetes, Mycosphaerellales, Mycosphaerellaceae. The transcript is spliced from 2 exons. Bases 1 to 1482 code for a protein of 493 amino acids. The record is from RefSeq and is a predicted model, not a curated record. Gene Ontology annotation, molecular function: metal ion binding; acid phosphatase activity.